AUGUUUGCAUUGACGCGGGUCGUCCCCGCUGUUGCUCCCCGGUCUCCAGUGUGGAUUUACAUACCCUGAUUUCCGUGGGACUGGGAAGCGAUAGAGGAGGGUGUAGAGUAUUUCAGGAACUGAGGAAACAGCCGCAAACAGCGCAAUUUAACAAAUGUUCAACUUGUAGCCCGGUCUUCGGUUGUCUCGCGCCUCCUAACCGCCGUCGGAGUAACGUUUACGCCACUUUUCGGAGCUUGUUUCGGCUCUGUCCCUGGAUUAUUUUUCUCGUCUUGAGGAAGGCUGCGAGGUUUUCGGAGAAGUCUGGAAGCAGCUUGAGUUGAACCCGGUUUGAAGGGCUGUGGCCAUGGCCGGGGGUGGUGGUGGUGGGGUUUCUCCGUUGGGGCCCGCGCCGCCGAUGUGGUAUCACCGGGACCUGAGUCGAGCGGCGGCCGAGGAGCUGCUGGCCCGGGCCGGGAGAGACGGCAGCUUCCUGGUGCGGGACAGUGAGAGUGUCAACGGGGCUUACGCUUUGUGUGUACUGUAUCAGAAGCAUGUCCACACAUACAGAAUCCUCCCAGACGAUGAAGGAUUUCUGGCUGUACAGACAUCUCAGGGCGUGCAGCCUAAGCGGUUUAAGACGUUACCAGAAUUGGUGUCGCUGUACCUGCAGCCCAGCCAGGGUCUUGUCACCACCCUGCUUUACCCUGUGGAAAGAGAGGAAACAGCUGUCAGCGACGACAGGGACUAUUCAGAUGGGGAGGAUGAGAAGCCACCCCUUCCUCCUCGCUCUGCCUCCACCUCCACCCCCCCUGGUCCAGAGACACCCACAGAGAGUGCUCCAGCAGCUAACGGCCUUAGCACCAUCUCCCACGAGUACCUGAAGGGCAGCUAUGCUCUGGACCUAGAAGCCGUCAAACAGGGAGCCUGCUCCCUGCCUCACCUCAACAAGACACUAGUGGCCUCCUGCAAACGCCUUAAUGGGGAGGUGGAUAAGGUUCUGUCUGGUCUGGAGAUCCUGUCUAAAGUCUUUGAUCAGCAGAGUGCUUUCAUGGUCUCCAAGAUGAUCCAACAGUCGGUGAAUCAGGGUGGAGACCAGGAGCUGGAGAACCUUGUGACCAAGCUGGCAAUCCUCAAAGACCUGCUGUCCUCCAUAGAGAAGAAGGCUCUCAAAGCCCUCCAGGACAUGAGUUUGUCCUCUCCGUGCUCCCUUCCUCCUCUCCCCAUGCGUCACAGCAAAGCCAUCCCUGUGCAGGCCUUCGAGGUAAAGCUAGAUGUUUAUCUGGCAGAGCUGACAAAGAUAGGAAAGAGCCAGAAGUACACUCUGUCAGUGGACGUGGAGGGAGGACGACUGGUGGUGAUGAAGAAGGUGAAGGACAGCCAGGAGGACUGGACCACCUUCACACAUGACAAAAUCCGUCAGCUGAUCAAGUCUCAGCGGGUGCAGAAUAAACUGGGCAUUGUUUUUGAGAAGGAGAAGGACAAGAGCCAGAGGAAAGACUUCAUCUUUGCAAGUGCCAAGAAGCGGGAGGCAUUUUGCCAGCUGCUGCAGCUGAUGAAGAACAAACAUUCCAACCAGGACGAACCAGACAUGAUUUCCAUUUUCAUAGGCACCUGGAAUAUGGGCUCAGUGCCUGCGCCUAAGUCUCAGGCCUCGUGGGUGUUGUGUCGUGGCCUCGGGAAGACGCUAGACGAGAUGACAGUCACCAUCCCUCAUGACCUUUACGUGUUUGGAAGUCAAGAAAACUCUGUGUGUGAUCGGGAGUGGGGGGAGUCACUGCGUGCUGUGUUGAAAGAACAGACAGAACUAGAUUAUAAAACGAUCGCAGUGCAAACUCUGUGGAACAUUAAAAUUGCUGUGUUGGUGAAACCUGAACACGAGAACAGGAUCAGCCACGUGGGAAUGUCCAGUGUCAAGACGGGAAUCGCCAACACGCUGGGUAAUAAAGGAGCUGUGGGUGUGUCCUUUAUGUUCAACGGCACAUCUUUUGGCUUUGUGAACUGUCACUUGACAUCAGGGAAUGAGAAGAUUGCCAGGAGGAACCAGAACUACCUAGAUAUCUUACGCCUGCUGUCUCUAGGAGACAAGCAGCUGAGCUCCUUUGACAUCUCGCUGCGCUUCACACACCUCUUCUGGCUAGGAGACCUCAACUACAGGCUGGAUAUGGACAUACAGGAGAUUUUAAACUACAUUAACAGGAAGGAGUUUGAUCCCCUGCUGAAGGUGGACCAGCUCAAUCUGGAGAGGGAGAAGAACAAAGUCUUUCUACGCUUUGCGGAAGAAGAGAUCUCAUUCCCACCUACCUACCGUUAUGAACGUGGCUCAAGGGACACAUAUGUGUGGCAGAAGCAGAAGGCCACGGGGAUGAGGACGAAUGUUCCAUCGUGGUGUGACAGGAUCUUGUGGAAGUCAUACCCAGAAACACACAUUGUCUGCAACUCCUAUGGCUGUACAGAUGAUAUCGUGACCAGUGAUCAUUCCCCUGUGUUUGCUACCUUCGAAGUGGGUGUGACCUCCCAGUUUGUCUCCAAGAAAGGUCUGCCAAAGUCCUCAGAGCAGGCCUACAUUGAGUUCGAGAGCAUUGAGGCCAUAGUGAAGACGGCGAGCAGAACCAAGUUCUUCAUUGAAUUCUACUCCACUUGUCUGGAAGAGUUUAAGAAGAGUUACGAGAACGACAGUCAGAGCAGCGACAACGUCAACUUCCUGCGUGUGGGCUGGUCCAACAAGCAGCUAACAACGCUCAAACCUCUUCUGUCAGAGAUCGAGUACCUGCAGGACCAACAUCUGCUGCUAACAGUGAAGUCACUGGAUGGAUAUGAGUCCUACGGAGAGUGUGUGUUGGCUCUGAAGUCUAUGAUUGGCAGCACAGCACAGCAGUUCCACACCUACCUGUCCCACCGUGGCGAGGAAACAGGAAAUAUCAGGGGGUCCAUGAGGGUCAGAGUCCCCGCCGAAAGGAUGGGAACCAGGGAGAGACUCUACGAGUGGAUCAGUGUGGACAAGGACGAGACAGGUGGACCAAAAGGGAAAUCCACUUUGGUAACCAGAGUGGGACAUGAAUACGUCAAGCCAUCUGUGGUUCGUAAACAGCUUGGAGAGCUGGGAAAGGUCAGUGAGGAGGGAGAGAGGAGCGGCAAGGAGGAAAACGCUGCGAGACCUAAACAGGACGCACCAGACGGUGAUUCAUCCAUCUGCAAGAACAGCUACAAUAAUCCCGCCUACUACAUCCUGGAGGGUGUUCCCAACCAGUCGGCAGCUGCACUUUCACCUGAGCUUCUCCCAUCUCCUACCUCUGCAAAUCCCCCGGCAGCUAAAGCCCCUCCUCCAUCAGCUGGAGCUCGAACCAAACCCCCUUUUGUGCCAUCAGGGCCCUCUCACCCACGUAGACCCAUGACAGGACACCCAGUCCGCGCUAUUAGCGAGGAGGGUUCCUCAGAGGACGAUGGAGGUGCCUGUGUAGCAGGGGCUCAGGGAGGUGGUGUCGCAACAACGGUUGGAAGCACACUGAAUCGACCCCCUCCUGACUUCCCCCCUCCUCCUCUCCCCAAGGGAGCACUGGAGAUGGUUGCAGAGGCCCCCUUCCCCAAACCUCGCCCCCUGUACCCAGACCUGACUGAGGUCAGGAUCCCAGCAGCCAGCCCUGCUGCCCCGCUGGCCCUUGGAGAGGGUUUUAGACGAGGAGGAGUAGGUGGAGGAGGAGGAGGGGGAGGGGGAGGAGGAGGAGGACCAGGGGCAUUGGAUGAUCAGUCGUGCUCUGUGCUCCAGAUGGCAAAGACACUGAGUGAGAGUGAGUUUCCUGGGCAGCCUCCACGUGCUCCGUCUGCGCCGCCUCUUAGAGGGCAGCCGAUGGGUUUGGGUUUGGAGGCCUGCCGCACCUUCCCACCCAGAAAUGCCAUCACAGAGAGUAUUGCAGAGGACAUGCCUGAGGAGGCACUUUGGGGCAGCAGUAGUUCAUCUUUGUCUGUCGGGGAGUCCUCAGUGGGGGAGUGGCUUCAGAGAUUGGGACUGGAGAGAUAUGAGCAGGGACUUCUACACAACGGCUGGGAUGACCUGGAGUUCCUCAGUGACAUCACCGAGGAGGACCUGGAGGAGGCAGGAGUGCUCGACCCUGCCCACAAGCGGAUACUGCUGGAGAGCCUCAGGCAGCAGCAGCAGCAGCAGCAGCAGCAGCAGCAGCAACAGAAAUAAACUGUUUGAAACUGGUCUACGACUGGUCCAAACUGGCCCGGCACCACACCGUGUCCCAAGAGGCCAAAUCUCAGCUGAACUGAACUGAACCGAGCUGGAACGUGCCAAUUGAUGCCAGACUGUGCCUUCUGAGAGAAAUUGCACUUCAUUUGUACUUUCAAGAAAAAAAAAACACUUGUAGAACCACCAUUGUUUUUCACAUGUACUGUAUGUGUGUUGUUGUUGUCGUAGAGGUGGCCUUAUUUAAUGAGAAUCAUUUCAGUCCUUUUUAGCGUCACUACAUAACCCUCGGCUUGACACCUAGUGAGAAGAUGCAGGAUGAGAUAACAUUAUUUGUCCUGGCCAGACAGAAUUGGAGAUAAGACUCACGUGAAGAGCAGCUGAUGCCUUCACCUCUGACCUGCAGCUUCAAGCGAGUGGUGAAGCUUGUUUUCCUUUCUUUGCCCUGAGAAACCUUAACUGAGGUGAGAUAGAGUUUGAGAUUCCUCAGAUACGGGGAAUGCAGACUGUCGAGUUUAAAGCUAACUGAGAAGAGGGCUUUUUUUGUGGGAAACCAGAGCCUGAAAAGCAGUUCAGACACUUUUAACAACAAUGUGUACUUCUCUGAGUCUCAGGUUUUUCCCCCACUAAUGGUCACAUGUGGGGAAACAAUUUGGGAAUUGUUAGAGAGCACUCAAGGGUAAUUUCAGCCCACAGCUCAGGCAGAGGAACGCCCUUGCUUCUGUGAUGGAGGCGGAGAGGAAGUGGUGAGACAGGAGUGGAGCUAGUCCUGACUCAAGUCAGGCCAAAGUGAGAUCAACUCGCAUUUCUCAAAUUUUGUACUUUCGUGAUGAUGUUUCGGCCACUGUUUUUUAAAAUGGUGGCGUUUAUUGUCUCAGAGUCUCUGCAUGUAUUUAUGGUUUUAUGUUUUUUGUUUUUUUUAAUGAUAAAGGGAAUAUGGAGCAAACCAACCAAACCGGUCCCAGUGGAGCUAAAAGUGCAUAUUUCACCGUGGCACAACAUUUAAUCACCACAGCACCCCUGAUGUCUGAUUUGUUCACACUCAACACUGAGAUUUUAGAUUUUUUUUUCUGACACUUGCAGAUUGUGACAAGUUGAUUACAUUAUUAGAAACUGAGAAUGUUUUUUUCCCCAGAAAUCUGGAAGUAAUUUCAAGAUAUACCACACAGGAUUCUCCUUGAGAACAAUGUGUAGACUCAUAUAGAAGUAAUCCCUCACAAUUAUCAGAAGUGUGUGGCGGUGUGUUUAUCUGCCUGUGUUUUCUUAUUUUCUGUGCCCAAGAUGUUUAUAGUCAUUUACCCCUUAGUGGUCAGGUGAGGUCAGGGCUUUAUGAAUGUAGUGACCAGGUGCCAGACUGUAAGCAGUAGGCAUCAAAGAAGCACAGCGCAGUAAAAACACAUAUAGCGAGGCAAAACACCAAAUGAGAGUGCAUCUGGGGUCAGCUUUUACUUUCAUUUCUGCUGACCAGCAUUUUUACUGUCCUGCGUAGUAUACCUUUAAACACUGACAAGUGGCAAAUGCAUCAUUCGGAUUCUUUGCACAAUCUGUGUUUGGUUCAUUGGUCGAGAAAAUCUACUAGAUUAAGGCAGUAAAAUCAGCGAACAUGUGGUAAUAAAUGCUGUACCAAAGUGAAAUGUCACCCUGAAGGUUUUACCCAGCACACAUUUCUCAUACUCACACUUAAAUUGUCUGAGAGGAAAUUUAAUUUCAAUUAAGAGAAGAAGGCAAAUCUUAUUUUAGCAUCUUAUGACCCAGGUUUGAUGGGCUUUAUGUCACAUCACUCAUUUCAUUUUAUGGUAACCAAAUAGAUUAACGAAUGAUUAUCCCACUGGAGAUUUACUAAGCCAUCAUAUUGUCAUUGUCUCGGAGAAACCAUUUGUCACCAAAACAUUUUUUUCUGUAAUAGAGAUUUUUCUUACAUUGAUUUUAUUUGGUUCUUGUGUUAAAUUACAAGAGACACAGUCUAGUUUUUGGAUUACACAUGGGAGGAAAUGUCACCUGUCAUGAUAGAUUCAACACAGAAAAGUCAGGUUCCAGCAGGACAUGGUUUGGGUGAUGUUGUUGUUCCCUGAUGUAACCAGCAGGUGGUGCUGCUACUCCAUUAACCUCAUCAGUAGAUGCUGAUUGUGUAAACUUUGGGGAAAUAAGACAAAACCAAGCCAUGUCCAGUGAAAGGAAUUGUUUGUUGAUAUGUUGUUCUUGAGCGGAUAGAAGUCAUAGAGUUGACUCACCUGUUAGUGUUAGACUGCCUUUGUAUGUUCUUAAUUUAAAUCCUGCCUCCUCUUCUGCCAGCGAGACUAGAAGCCAAGCCAAUAAACCAGUUUAUAGUUGUUUUAAGAGAUGAUGUGUCCUUUAAAGUAGAACUCUAAACUCAAUGUGUCGUUGCAUAGUCGGGACUCAAUAUGUGAUUGUAGCAGUUUCAUUGUUUGUGUAAUUUUCAUCGUGACCCCAAAACAUCCGUGUGUUAUGUUGCUCACGUUCAACAUUAGAUUCAGCACUUGCCUGUGUUAUGUGUUGUACAAUUUGUCUAAUUUUUUUAACAGCCAAACAAUUGCAGAGAAUGUGGAUCUGCCGUUCAGACGUGUCAAAUCUGAUGUCUUUUUAAGCAUUUUUUUGGCCUCUCAGUGUUCUCACCUGUGUGUGUGAGUGUGAGUGUGAGUGUGUGUGUGUGUGUGUGUGUGUGCGUGUGCGUGUGUGUGUUUGUAUUUUUGUGCAUGAGUGGAAAAAUGAUGCCAUUUCUCUGACACACUCCAUUUUAUCUUGUUCCUUAAUGUAGUCGCCUCUUUUUGGUUAUGUUAAGUUAAUGUAAGUUUGCUCAUGUAUUUUUUUUUUCAAUUAAAAUCUAAUAUCUUUCCUUAUUUUCUA
Messenger RNA from Epinephelus fuscoguttatus (brown-marbled grouper), 7033 nucleotides. It is a transcript of the gene inppl1a, whose product is annotated as inositol polyphosphate phosphatase-like 1a. The record is from RefSeq and is a predicted model, not a curated record. Gene Ontology annotation, biological process: phosphatidylinositol dephosphorylation. Gene Ontology annotation, molecular function: protein binding; phosphatase activity. Lineage: Eukaryota; Metazoa; Chordata; Actinopteri; Perciformes; Serranidae. The coding region runs from base 347 to 4168 and encodes 1273 amino acids. The transcript has 27 exons.